GUGGCUUUCACUUGACCCUCCCAUUCCCCGUGUGUCCCAGCAUACGCGCGUACGCCUGCGAGCUUCCUGGUUAUGGCAAUAUUAAUCCAGCUAACCCGGACGCAAGCUCACUGCUGGUUUAGCCACAGCAAACGACUUUUCUCGUCUUCCUGCAGACACGCAGUCAUCCGCCGAAGCAUGGCCUCAGACCCGACGGCAACAGAGAUAACCCGGUUCGACUUUCUGGUGAUCGGCGGCGGCUCCGGAGGUCUGGCCAGCGCUCGGAGAGCGUCGGAGCUCGGGGCAUCCACCGCCGUGAUCGAGAGUCACAAACUCGGAGGUACCUGCGUCAAUGUUGGCUGCGUCCCUAAGAAGGUUAUGUGGAAUGCGGCAGUUCACGCUGAGUAUCUCCAUGAUCACAGUGAUUACGGCUUUGACGUUGGACAUGUCAAUUUCAGUUGGGAAACUCUCAAGGCGAAAAGGGAUGCUUAUGUGAGCCACCUGAAUCGCAUUUAUCGCAACAAUCUGGACAAGGCUAAAAUCCAAACUAUUCAAGGUCAUGCCAGGUUUACCAGCGACCCCGAGCCUACUGUGGAGGUCAAUGGAAGAAAGUAUACAGCGCCUCACAUCCUCAUUGCCACUGGAGGGCAGCCUUCUGUUUUGAGUGACACUGAAGUUCCAGGUGCAAAUCUGGGCAUUACCAGUGAUGGCUUUUUUGAACUUGAAACUCUGCCAAAGCGCAGUGUGAUUGUUGGUGCUGGUUAUAUUGCAGUGGAGAUGGCAGGCAUCCUUUCCACCCUGGGGUCCAAAACAUCCCUCAUUAUUCGUCAGACUGGAGUUCUGAGGAACUUUGAUAGCCUCAUAAGCACAAACUGCACCAAAGAACUGCAAAACUCCGGUGUAGAUGUGUGGAAGAAUUCUCAGGUGAGGUCUGUGCGUAAAACAGACAGAGGACUGGAGGUGACGCUCGUCACCAAAGAUCCUGAGAAGAAGAACGAAGAGGAGAAGGUCAGAACCAUCCAGGAAGUGGACUGUCUUCUGUGGGCUAUCGGCAGGCAGCCUAACAUCUCUGGGCUGAACAUUGGCGAGAUGAAUGUGAAUACGGAUGAAAAAGGCCAUAUCAUUGUGGAUGAGUUUCAGAACACCAGCCGAGCGGGGAUCUACGCAGUAGGGGAUGUUUGUGGCAAAGCUCUUCUUACACCUGUUGCCAUUGCUGCAGGGAGGAAGCUGGCACACAGACUGUUUGAGGGCAAGAAGGACUCCAAGUUGGACUACUCUACUAUCCCCACAGUGGUGUUCAGUCACCCACCCAUCGGAACAGUGGGCCUCACAGAAGAGGAGGCCAUUAGGUCUACAGGAAAGGAGAACGUGAAGAUCUACAAGACUUCUUUCACUCCCAUGUAUCAUGCUAUCACGAGCAGGAAGGUUCAGUGCAUCAUGAAGCUGGUGUGUGUGGGCAAGGAGGAGAAGGUGGUCGGCCUGCACAUGCAGGGCCUGGGCUGUGAUGAGAUGCUGCAAGGCUUCGCUGUGGCCAUCAAAAUGGGUGCUACCAAAGCAGACUUUGACAAGACUAUUGCCAUUCACCCCACGUCAUCUGAGGAGUUUGUCACAAUGCGUACUCGUGUGGUAUUAGCCAUUUUGCGAAGUUCCUGCACUUCAGUUCCGAUCCCCGCUUCAGCGAGGAUGUUCCCCAGCCUGGCCCACAGACCAUGGCAUGUCUUCUGCAGGGUCUCCUUGCAGCACAGGGCGUCCCUGUCGCAACGGUUCCCGAGGUUACCCCAGCUCUGCUACGGUUGGCAGAAUGGAGGCAUACAUAGCUUAUGGUUCAGCCUUCCAGACUGCCGUGUUGCCUCUUUAGGGCUGGGCAAGGUGCAGUACUAUUCUGCCUCUGGCAACAGUACAGACGGUCCUCCUAAAUCAGCAUCAGGUGAUGCUCCUUCAGCAGAAAGCAUCUUGUCUGCUGGUACAAAUGCAACCCCAGCUGCAUCAGGGAAAACACCUCAGGUGCUGUCCAAAGCUGAGGCAAUCCAAGUGAAAGUUCGGGCAGUCCUGAAGAAAAGGGAGUAUGGACCCAAGUACACUCAGAACAAUUUUAUCACUGCAGUCAGAGCCAUGAAUGAGUUCUGUCUCAAACCAAGUGAUCUGGAACAGCUUCGAAAGAUCAGACGACGCAGCCCCCACGAUGACACAGAGGCUUUCACUGUCUUUUUGCGGUCAGACGUGGAGGCCAAAGCAAUGGACGUAUGGGGAAGCAAUGAAGCUCUGGCCCGAGAGAGAAAUCUCAGGAAACAGGCGGAGAGAGAGUACCAAGAGAAUGUUUUUCGGAAUCAACAGUUGUUGAAGGAAUACAAAGACUUUUGGGGAAACACUAAGCCUCGAUCGGGCAAGAGGACAACGUUUCUGCAAGGGCCAGGGAAGGUGGUCAUGGUCGCUAUUUGCAUCAAUGGAUUGAAUUUCUUCUUCAAGCUCCUGGCUUGGGUCUACACUGGAUCAGCGAGCAUGUUCUCCGAGGCCAUCCACUCUCUGGCCGACACCUGCAACCAGGCUCUGCUCGCCCUGGGGAUCAGCCAGUCAGUCCGCAACCCUGAUGCUGGACACCCGUAUGGCUUCUCCAACAUGCGCUACAUUGCCUCCCUCAUCAGUGGAGUGGGCAUUUUUAUGAUGGGAGCAGGCCUCUCGUGGUACCAUGGCAUCAUGGGAUUGCUCCACCCAGAACCAAUUGAGUCUUUGUUAUGGGCUUACUGUAUUUUGGCAGGCUCCCUGGUGUCUGAAGGAGCCACAUUACUCGUGGCCAUCAAUGAGAUAAAGAAGAGCGCCCACCAGAAUGGACUGUCUUUUUAUGAAUAUGUAAUGCAGAGUCGAGACCCCAGUACUAACGUAGUGCUGCUGGAGGAUGCAGCUGCUGUAUUGGGAGUCAUUUUGGCUGCUGGCUGCAUGGGGCUCACAUCAAUCACAGGUAACCCGCACUAUGACAGUUUGGGUUCUCUCGGCGUGGGCACGUUGCUGGGCACCGUCUCAGCCUUCCUCAUCUACACUAACACAGAGGCCCUGCUGGGACGCUCCAUACAGGCCGAACGUGUACAGAAGCUUACAGAGUUCCUGGAGAACGAUCCUGCUGUAAGGGCCAUUCAUGACGUAAAGGCCACUGAUAUGGGACUGAGUAAAGUGCGCUUCAAGGCUGAAGUUGACUUUGAUGGUCGAGUCGUGACUCGGUCUUAUCUGGAAAAACAAGACAUUGACCAAAUCCUCAAUGAAAUUCAGCAGGUGAAGACCGCCGAAGAACUGGAGAGCUUCAUGCUGAAACACGGAGAGAACAUCAUCGACACCCUGGGGGCCGAAGUGGACCGCUUGGAGAAAGAACUCAAGCAACGUAACCCAGAAGUUCGUCAUGUAGACUUAGAGAUACUAUAACACCUAACGGGUCUCUGCGGAGGGAGCACCCUGCGCUGCGAAGAAGAACCGACAAGACAAAAAGUGAAAGGGCCAAGCCUACCUCCGCAACCUGCGUCCCAUCCUGACCGCCGUAAAGCGAACCCCCAUCGCCGCACAAGUCAUCAAGUCUUACUGUACGAUAUUUGACAAGCAUAUACAACGACAGUGUCUGGGCAGUCAUCGUGCUUUCUUUGUGUUGCUUCAGCCACACUUAACUGUACCGAGAAUUCAACCUGCUAGAGAUCCAUUUUCACAUUCAGGUGUGUGUGUGUUUGUUUCUGGCAUUAGUCAACCUGAAUUUCAGUAGAAAUUUAAAUCUCUUUGCAGUUCACACACACACAUACACGCACAAACACACACACACAGCUACGACAGUUUGGUCUUAUGGUUGCUAGUUUGAAGUCACAUUCCUUCUUGAAUGUGUGUGAAUUGGGCUGAAAAUCAUGACAACAUGACAAACAGGACCAGUAUCAUUAGCUACAUUUGUUCUUUAAAGUUGUGCUUGAGCCACGGUGAGUGAUAGUGUUUCCUUAAUUAGUAGAAAGGAAACCCGAGAGCUACAUAUUCAGAUGAGACUUAUUUAACUGCUAGAUGAUAUUAGUUCUUUUUUUUUUUCUUUUAAUGCAUAAACUGAGGAACUGAGGAUGGCAACGAGCUGCUGCAGGUUCUCUGUUAAAGACAGCAUUUAUGAUGAAUAGAUUUAAUUUGUAUUACAGAAAACUACGCAAAUUUGAAGGUGUUAUUAAGACUUUUGAUUUGUAUAAGAGUUGACGAGUGAACAGAUGUUAAAUACAGUAGCACUUAAUGAGCCACUGGAUCUACUAGUUAUUGGACAUAUUCAUCUUUACACAAGCCAAGAAGUGACAUUAUAGGCAGUAGUACCCUGCUCUUCCAUUUUAUUUCUAUCUUUGCCAGCUGCAAACUCCAAACUUUGAUGUUCUGCAGAUUUUAGUUGCUUUGUCUUGUAUUAAUCAUCAGCAUAGGAGUGCUUGUGCUGUUCCAAAGAUGAAAUACUGAAGGAAAGCAAAUUUGGCCAUAUUGCAUCAAGUGUAAAUAAGUGCUGUGAGAUAACAAAGUAUGCCUGACAAAUGGACCAGUUGUGUAUCAGUCGGGUUUCAUCAAGAUCAGUGCUGGAAAGGAUGCACCUGCCCAUUGCUUUGUUUGUGGUGCUAAACCAAAGUCAUAUUAUUCCAAUGUUCAGCACCCAAAAAGGUGAAGAGGUAGCACACACAUAGAUCUUGAUAAAGUAGACCAGUCUCAGUUUGGCCAUUCCCAGAACUCUAGAAUUAAGAUUAUUCUUCUUUGAUCAGCUCUGUGUGUGUGUGUGUGUGUGCUGCCUUUUUUUUCUUUACCUUUUGGUAUUCUGCAUAGGUUUCAUCAGGUGUUAAGCUCCACAAACAUUCAGCAUGAAAAUGUCACGAGGAUGCCACUGUGUACAGUUUGUACAUGCAGUUGACAUCAUUCUGCAUUAUGGGACACAACUGCCGGACACACGUCGUAUUCUGCUUCAGGAGGUGGGCCAAAGUCAUUUCAUCUACAGGGGAGGAAUAUUUUUCAAGGUGUCAAUAGUGUAGUAUUUUCCCAUUGGUUAUAAAUAUGUUGUCACUGCUGAAGGAGUUGGAAUAAAUUUAAAAUAAUUUAUUAAAUUAUGUUGCUUUUCUGUCAA
Molecule: messenger RNA, 5077 nt
Organism: Scatophagus argus
Lineage: Eukaryota; Metazoa; Chordata; Actinopteri; Scatophagidae
Gene: slc30a9
Product: solute carrier family 30 member 9
Exons: 30
Coding region: 73-3390 (1105 amino acids)
Biological process (GO): cell redox homeostasis; glutathione metabolic process; transmembrane transport
Cellular component (GO): cytosol; mitochondrion; membrane
Molecular function (GO): flavin adenine dinucleotide binding; NADP binding; monoatomic cation transmembrane transporter activity
Source: RefSeq, a predicted model, not a curated record